AUGUUAGACAUUUGCAUUUGUGCAUUCUUGAUGUGGAGUUUGAUUGUUGAUGCUUGUUCAUUUUUGCCAAAGUUGCUAAGAGUGAAUUGUGGGCAUUUGAGUGUUUUAGAGCGGUUUUGGCUAAAGGAAGCGAGAGAAUCGUCAAGAAAGCAAAGAAACGAAACCUUCGAGAAGCCAGAAGCUUGUCUCGAUCGAGACAGGCACAAGAGGAAGUAUUUUGGGAUUUAUACCCACUUUAAUGCAAGUUCUCAUGAUUCAAUCUUCAUUAUCCUGUUUAUGUUGGUAUUCUACUUUCUAAUCAAGGUACUCUUACCGCAGACGGGGAUAAUUCUCGGUCCAUCAUUGUUUGGAAGAUUGCAUUUUAUGAGAAACAUUAUAUUUCCUCAUGAGAGUCAAGAUUUAGUAUUUAUAUUAGCAUAUUUUGGGUAUACAAUCUUUAUGUUCAUGUCUUAUGCAAAGUUGGAGGUAGGAAAACUACUCAGAACAAGCAAAUUGGUGAUAUACAACGGUUUGGGGAUUGUCAUAGUACCUAUAUUUCUUGGUAUGAGUGUCAUAGGAAUUCAUAGAGAAAAACUAAAAGAAGAUGGCCUGAUAGGGGAAGCUAUAAAUGUAACCAUCAUGCAAUGUUUCUCUACAUUUUCAAUCAUAGCAAAUAUUCUUGAAGAGCUCGAGAUUUUAAAUUCAGAGAUCGGCAGAUUAGUACUAUCUUCAGCAUUAGUCGGCGACAUUUUGGGUAUAGCCCUUUUGAGUAUAGUUACACCUCUUAUGGCAAGACUUCCAAUAGAAAAUAUUCUCAUCGACGCUUUUGCAGUUGUUGCCUUUAGUAUGGUGGCUGCCUUCAUAUUCCGCCCUACAAUGUUGUGGAUAAUUAGAAAAACUCCUCAAGGUUCACCUGUUGAUUCCGCCUACAUUUUAGUUAUCAUGGCAGUAAUGUUUCUAUCUACAGCUUAUUUCCAUUCUUUCCACCAGUAUGGGAGCAUAGCGUCGGCUAUCCUCGGGUUUGCUGUCCCUGCCGGUCCGCCAUUAGGAUCCGCUUUAGUAGAAAAAUUCGAAACUGUGACGUUGAAACUCUUAGUGCCUAUUGGUGUGGUUCAAGCAGUAAUGAGAGCUGAUUUAGCCCUAAUUUUUACUAAUUUUUCAGCAAUCAGAUUCUACGUGAUUUUGGCUUUAUUGAUAUUCGGAUGCAAAAUUGCUCUCUCUCUCACAGCUGCUAUAUAUGCAAAGAUACCAUUGACUGAUUCAUUUUUAUAUGCCGCAGUUAUGAAUUGCAGAGGCAUAGUUGACAUACGCAUGAAUUUGAAUGCUAGAGAUAUUGGGACGGUGGGAGCUGAUGCUUAUGCGUUCUUAACAUUUGGCGUCUUCGUUAGCUCCGCUUUUUCUUCAACAAUUGUGAAAUGUUACUAUGAUCCAUCAAAAAAAUAUGCAGGCUACCAGGCAAGGAACAUUAUGAGUUUAAAGCCUCAAUCACACCUCCCAAUUCUUGCCUGUAUUCACAAAUCUGAUCAUGUAACUUCUGUGAUAAGUCUGCUUGAAGCUUUUCAUCCAGCCAAAGAUAGACCAAUUGAUGUUUGUGUCAUUCACCUCAUUAAAUUAAUCGGUCGAGCCACACCUACACUCACUUCCCAUCAAAAGCAGAGACUCAUAACUGUUCCGCAAUCCCAAAAUGUAGUCAUUUCAUUUACCCAAUAUCAAAUUAAUAAGUAUGAUAGUGUACGUGUAUCUGCUUUCACAGCAAUGAAUAAACCUAAGAUGAUGAAUGAAGAUAUUUCGACGCUAGCACUCGACAAGCUCACGUCUCUUAUAUUACUUCCGCUUCAUCGGCAAUGGUCUAUCCAUGGGCGAAUAGCAUCUGAGGAUGCCGAUAUAAGGAUUGUAAAUUGUAAAGUUCUUGAAAAAGCUCCUUGUUCUGUAGGUAUAUUUUUCGACCGUGGAAAACUUGGACACCCAUUUUCAACGGCGGCAACAACAAAGCCAUCUCUUUCUAUAUGUAUGAUUUUCAUAGGAGGUGGAGAUGAUCGGGAGGCGUUGUCUUUAUCUAAACGUAUAGUUAAGGAUUCGAGUACGCGUCUAACUGUCAUUCAUCUUGUAACAGAGAGUUUAGACGUGGAGUCGAAGGAUAAUGAUGAUAUAAUGAUCGACUCUUGGGCAUUGAAGGAUUUGAUUGAGAACCAAACUGAUCCUUUAUCAAAUAUUGAAUAUAGAGAAAAAAUAGUGAAAGAUGGGCCGGAAACUGCGCUUAUACUUCAUUCCAUAGUAGAUGAGUACGAUCUUUUUAUACUGGGAAGACGCCAUGAUGAAAAAACACCUCAAAUACUAGGUUUAUCUGAAUGGACCGAGAUUCCAGAAUUGGGAAUCAUUGGAGAUUUGCUAGCUUCCAAAGAUUUUAAUACUAGAGUUGCUGUUUUAGUAGUGCAACAACAAAAACAAAUUAGAUUGGGUAGCUAG
This is a messenger RNA of Mercurialis annua (annual mercury), 2445 nucleotides long. RefSeq names its product cation/H(+) antiporter 11-like. The record is from RefSeq and is a predicted model, not a curated record. Gene Ontology annotation, biological process: proton transmembrane transport; regulation of pH. Lineage: Eukaryota; Viridiplantae; Streptophyta; Magnoliopsida; Malpighiales; Euphorbiaceae. The transcript is spliced from 6 exons. Gene Ontology annotation, molecular function: antiporter activity. Gene Ontology annotation, cellular component: endomembrane system; membrane. Bases 1 to 2445 code for a protein of 814 amino acids.